AUGCAGGCAACCUCACUGGUGCUAGUCGUUGCAUGCGCGGCAAUAUGCGCAGCUAAUAGGGCAUCAGCCGCAGCCGCAAACGAAGGCGACAAUGCAGCUGCUUACGCCACGCUUUGUUCCGCAGUAGCAGUACUUUCGACGCCCUACGCCGCACCAAGCACACCAGAGAUAAACGACGCUUUGCUCGCGGAGGCCCAAGCACUAAAUUUCUCGUUACACCACCCGGAAGCAGCGGAUGAACUGGCACAGGAAGGUAAAGACAGCAUGGAUAAACUGAAAAAAGGCGGCAAAGCACAAAAGCUAGCGACGGAGCAAUCCUUCGCAGACUACAAAAACAAAGCAGCAACGGCAAAAGCAAUGGCGAAAGAGAGGCCGUACGCAAGGGUGAAAAAAACGCUCAACAACGGAUUCUUAACAACGCAAAUUAAGAAAGUAAUUGACGACAUACAGGCAACGGUGGACAUUACCCAAAAAAUUAAGGUGCAGGAACAUACAAACACAGCCAACAGUAAAAUGAACAAGGCGGUCUACGGAACGGACGAACCAAACGAUUCAGUCCGAGUAGUGGACGCAGCGGGGGCAACAACAAGAGACGCAGUUUGCGGCAAGCCAGGAAACGCCAACGCCCAGCGCCGGGCAGGGAAAUCACUAAAACAAGAUAUUAUGUGCAUCUGUGCGUUACUAACAAGCGGACAAGGUCAGACCGCCUGCGCAAAUUUAAGCCCAGCACUAGACAAGGACCCAACAGGAGGAACGGAUCUGGAAGACGACUGGAAAAAGCUACACCAAACAUGCUUAGCGCGUUACCAUAAAAACGCACCGACUGCGGACAGAAUAAGAGCAGUUGCUGCCAACGUGCAACACACCAUUGCGCAAAGCACCGCCAACGGCAACAAAAUAACACAUAUCCUAGGGAAAACGAACCGAGACCCAGCAACAAACGGCUGCAACGGCGACGUCGGCGAUAACAGCGGGUGCUGCGUCUAUUACGGCCGCGGUGCCGGGGCAACCUUAACCUAUAAAAUAGAGUGGGCCGAAGCGAUGGAAGAAGCAGCACAAGCAAUCAAGGCAGCCGAACAAGCGGCGGCCCAAAAAACAGAGCUACUGGCGAAACUAACUUUGCUCAACACAACACUAGCUAACCUCGCCAAAGCGGCCAUGGAGGCGCAGGCAGCAGCCAGCCCAACUACUGAGCGAGCACCGCAGCAAGCGGACACAAAAACAGCGGAAGAUCAGGAGAAAGUUUGCAAUGCAGCAGGCAAUGACGAAAACAAAUGUAAAGACCUAGAAAGCCAAGGCUGCAAAUACGAUGAAAACAAACCAGCGGACCAAAAGUGCACAUUGAAAAAGGAAGUAAAAGAAAAACUAGAAAAAGAAGGAAAAAAAGAUGGAGCUACAGCAACAACUGUAAAAUGCUCCGAAUAUGGCUCACAAGACAAAUGCGAAGAAGUCAAUAAAGAAAAAGACAAACCUGUUUGUGGCUGGAGAAGCGGUAAAGAUAAUGAGGAUGACAAGGAUGCGAAAAAGUGCCGAAAUGGUAGUUUUCUAGCAAGCAAACAAUUCGCCCUGAUUGCCGUAGUUUUUGAUUGUUUGGUAGCGUUUUAA
Trypanosoma brucei brucei TREU927 is the source of this 1605-nucleotide messenger RNA. RefSeq names its product variant surface glycoprotein (VSG), putative (gene Tb927.3.150). Lineage: Eukaryota; Euglenozoa; Kinetoplastea; Trypanosomatida; Trypanosomatidae. The record is from RefSeq and is a predicted model, not a curated record. The transcript has a single exon. Bases 1 to 1605 code for a protein of 534 amino acids.